Gasterosteus aculeatus aculeatus (three-spined stickleback) is the source of this 2817-nucleotide messenger RNA. RefSeq names its product adaptor related protein complex 3 subunit mu 1 (gene ap3m1). Gene Ontology annotation, biological process: vesicle-mediated transport; intracellular protein transport. The record is from RefSeq and is a predicted model, not a curated record. NCBI's taxonomy places the organism in Eukaryota, Metazoa, Chordata, Actinopteri, Perciformes, Gasterosteidae. Gene Ontology annotation, cellular component: clathrin adaptor complex.
CCUGGCCCCGCCCCCCUUCCCAGAGCUCAGCCAAUCAAACGCGUACAUUUGGAGACGCGUUGCCUUGACUUGUUAAAGUCAUGAAUAAGAAACAGAAGGAAAUAAUAUAACUUCCGGAAUUAAGACUUGAAGACUUGGUCGGGUUAUCGCGUGAAAAAUGUUCCACUUUAUUCUUUAAAAACCUCCAUCUUUGGUACCAACAUGAACAUUACGAUAUAGAUUGUUGAUAACCUGAAGACAAUACUAUAUUAAUAAUAACAUGGUUAUACUAAAUAACAUGUUUGAAAACCCUAUUAUCACUUUAUGUUCAAUGUUAAAAAAAAACUUGUUUCAAAAUGUGGAUAACAUCGCUAACCAUUAAAUAUAAAACGUAUUGCGAUGUUUACAUCUGAAACUGGCAUUAGGGUAAAGGUUUAUGAUGCAAAGUCUACUUCUUUCCCGCCACGAAUAUUUUUGUCUUUCUGUGAAUUUGACCUGACAGUUUUCACACAGGGCAUCAAAACCCACUGAUCAUGCAGACCUGGAUGCAGCUGCCCGCAAACGCUGCCUGAUUAAAAAGUCCGAAACGUUGCUCUGAAAUUAUCGAUCGCAUUGAAACUACCGUUGCUUCGUAUGUAAACUUUCCGAGUUUUUUUCAGUGUACCAUCAAUGACCUGCAGGCGUCUCCUCGGCCAGUCACACUGACACCAAGUAGCGCACCUUCGGUAAUAUCCUCGGCACCGACAACCGAAGUUCGCAGUAAGACAGAGCACUAACAACAACAACAACAACAACAACCCCAUUGUUGCAGCUGAGAUGAUCCACAGUCUGUUCCUGAUUAAUCACUCUGGAGACAUCUUCCUGGAGAAACACUGGAAGAGCGUCAUCAGCCGGAGUGUGUGCGAUUACUUCUUCGAGGCCAAGGAGAAGGCGGCGGAGCCGGAGAAUGUGGCCCCUGUCCUGCAGACCCCACACCAUUACCUGAUCACCAUAUACAGGGGAAAGCUCUUCUUCCUCUCGGUCGUCCAGACGGAAGCACCGCCGCUGUUUGUCAUUGAGUUCCUGCACAGAGUGGCAGACAUAUUUCAGGACUACUUCGGAGAGUGCUCAGAAAGUGUGAUUAAGGACAAUGUGGUGACCGUGUACGAGCUUUUGGAGGAGAUGCUCGACAACGGCUUUCCACUUGCAACGGAGUCCAACGUCCUCAAAGAAAUGAUCAGGCCUCCCACCAUCCUGCGCUCAGUCGUCAACACUCUGACGGGGGGAAGUAAUGUUGGAGAUACAUUGCCAACCGGUCAACUAUCCAAUAUCCCAUGGAGGCGGGCCGGAGUUAAAUACACCAAUAAUGAGGCAUAUUUUGAUGUAAUCGAGGAAAUAGAUGCCAUUGUGGACAAAUCAGGUACUACAGUAUGUGCGGAGAUCCAGGGUGUGAUUGAAGCCUGUGUGAGGCUCACUGGGAUGCCUGACCUGACUCUGUCCUUCAUGAAUCCUCGUCUACUCGACGACGUGAGUUUCCACCCGUGUGUGCGGUUCAAGCGCUGGGAGUCGGAGCGCGCGCUCUCUUUCAUCCCACCGGACGGAAACUUCACACUCAUGAACUAUCAUGUCAGCUCUCAAAAUCUCGUGGCCCUUCCAGUCUACGUGAAGCAGAGCAUCAGUUUCUUUGACUCAGGACCUUGUGGUCGCCUGGACAUCACGGUCGGACCCAAGCAGACCAUGGGGAAGACAGUGGAGGCUUUAAUGGUCACCAUCCACAUGCCUAAAGCUGUGCUCAGUGCCAACCUCACAGCCACACAGGGGAGCUACACCUACGACCUCGCUACCAAGGUGUUGGUUUGGGACAUUGGGAAACUGAACCCCCAGAAGCUUCCUAACUUGAAGGGCAGUCUGAGUCUGCAGGCAGGAGCCCCGAAACCCGAAGAUAACCCGUCACUCAACAUUGACCUGAAGAUUCAGCAGAUGGCCAUUUCAGGUCUUAAGGUCAGUCGUCUUGAAAUGUUUGGAGAGAAGUACAAGCCGUUCAAAGGUGUCAAAUAUUUAACUAAAGCAGGAAAAUUCCAAGUGCGGACCUGAGCAACCACUGCUAGAGGUCAAAAGUCAGCAACCCAAUGAGCCAAAUAGGAGGCGGGUUUACCAGCACUCCAAUAUGUCUUACAGAUCCUCUGGCCUAUUGUUAUUAAUUAACAAGUAUUUAUUAUGUGGCCUGUAAAGGGAAGCAUUAAUAAUCGAUAUGACCAUAUUGAAGUGCUAAUAGCUUCUAACCCGUUUACAUGUUGUGCUUUGUAUGAAACAUUCCUCCCGUCUUUUUGGACUAUUUUAGUUUUCUGUUUUAACGCCCACUGAGUGUUGCCUAAGAGGAAUAUUUUGGUUUGAAAAGGGACACUCACUGCUCACUGCCUCCUCCCUACUUUUUCACACCGUGACAAUAUUAUUUGCAUGUUACUUGAGAGUAGGCAGCCAUGCCGUCUUGAAAACAUUUUUGCUGUCUAUCUGCAGUGUAUAUUUUAGUUUUUCUACACAAUCACUCUUUAAUGUGGCCUUGGUUUGGGUGUUUUGUAUAACACACUACAGCACAAACUACAUGUUUUCGGAGGCGUAGGGGAGACAUGUUUUUCAAAAUAUAUCUAGUUAUCUGCAGAGCUGAGAUUCCAGGAGUCUUUCGGGAACUGUUUUAUCCUUUUCGUACAAUCUCCAAAACCCCUGAUUAAUCUUGAUGCAACAUCUUUACCCGGCUAAAGAUUUGCACAAUCAAUUGUUCACGUGAAAAAAUUAUAAUUGUAUGAAGUUGAAUCUGUAUUUCACUAUACAAGAAGUCAUAUAAAAGUUUUGAAACGGUUA